AUGUUUCGUUCAAAAUUGUUACUUAGACAUGCAAAGCUUUCCGUUACCUGCUUGUCUCCUAGAGUGCUGCCAGCAAUACGGCUCCAACAUCGACUCUAUGCAUCAAGUUAUAACAGGCAUGUGGCUGGCCUGAAUGAUGAAGAGAAUGCGCUUCGCGAGACAGUUCACGAGUUUUGUAAUAGAGAACUCGCGCCAAGAGCAUCUGAAAUUGACAAAUCAAACAAAUUCCCGAGGGACAUGUGGGCCAAAUUCGGUGAAAUGGGCUUGUUAGGCAUUACAGCACCGUCAGAGUAUGGUGGGUUAAAUCUUGGAUAUCUCGAGCAUACUAUUGUAAUGGAAGAAAUUUCUCGAGCAUCCGGAUCGGUUGCGCUCUCAUAUGGUGCCCACAGCAAUUUAUGUGUCAACCAAAUAGUACGCAAUGGGAAUGCAGACCAAAAAAAGAAAUAUCUACCAAAGCUUAUUUCAGGUGAACAUGUUGGAGCACUUGCCAUGUCGGAAACGGGAUCAGGCUCGGAUGUGGUAUCGAUGCGUCUAAAAGCUGAGAAGAAAAGUGAUUAUUAUAUUCUUAAUGGUAAUAAAAUGUGGAUUACAAACGGACCCGAUGCUGACGUAUUGGUCGUCUAUGCUAAGACAAAUUUCGAAGCGGGCGCACAGGGAAUAACGGCAUUUCUUAUAGAGAAGGGAUUCAAGGGCUUUUCAACUGCUCAAAAACUUGAUAAGCUUG
Paraglomus occultum is the source of this 724-nucleotide messenger RNA. The record is from the annotation of a GenBank genome assembly. NCBI's taxonomy places the organism in Eukaryota, Fungi, Glomeromycota, Glomeromycetes, Paraglomerales, Paraglomeraceae.